UUUAAAUUCUUCCUUGCAGACAUGCAGCUGUUGCUAGUGAGUAAAGAACACAUUGUACCUGAGCAGCAGGAAUGGAAUCAGACUCUGGACCAAAAUGACUCAGAGCCUUCAAACAUUAAAGAAGAGCAGGAGGAACUCUGGAGUGAAGAUGAAGGAAAAAUACAGUCAUCGCAGCUUCAUCAAAGCCAAAGACAUGAGAGCACAGAAGUGGAGCUUCUUGCCAGCAACUCAACUCAACACAGCAUACUGAAAAUGAAAGUUACUGGAGAGAACUGUGGAGGAUCACAACCAGCCAAGAAUUUGGGUCCAUGCAGUCAUUUACAACCACCGACUGAUGAAAUGAGGCAGUUGUUGCUUAUUAAAGAAGAACUUCUCCCUGAACAGCAGGAGCAGAAUAUGAAUGUUGAGCAGGAUGACAUUAAAGAGAAACAAGAUAAACUCUGGAUCAAUCAGCAGAAACAGCAGCUUCACCCGCUGGAGGAGGCUCAUAUCACUAAUUUUCCUUAUGUUACUGUCCGUGUGAAGAAUGAAAAUGGUGAUGAAAAACCACAGUCAUCACAAGGUCAUCAAAGCCAAAGUGAUGAGUGGAAACAGACCAGAGACUUCAGUUCAGCAUUUUACUGCCUGAAAAACAGCAAUGUUUCUGUUAGUUCGAGCAAUUUCAACAUUGCUAAGAAACAACUUAAUUUCUCUGAGUGGAGAAAAGUAUGCAGUCAGAAGAAAUAUUCAAAGCACCGCAAGGGAAGGCAAGCAAAUGAAAGACCAUUUGGUCGCCCUAUCCUGGGUAAAAGGUGGAGACAAAAGAGCACUCUAAACAGACAAAUAGGAAUUUAUGCAGAAGAGACACAGUUUGGCUGUCCUGAGUGUAGUAAAAUAUUUGGAAGGAAAGGCAGUCUGAUGAAACAUAUGAGAAUUCAUACAGGAGAGAAACCAUUUGGCUGUCCAGAAUGUAGUAAAAGAUUUGGACUAAAGGGCAAUCUGAUAAAACACAUGAGAAUUCAUACAGGAGAGAAACCAUUUGGUUGUCCAGAGUGCAGUAAAAGAUUUGGACGAAAGGGCAAUCUGACUAGACACAUGAUAAUUCAUACAGGAGAGAAAACAUUUGACUGUUGCGAGUGUGGUAAAAGAUUUAGGCAAAAGGGCAGCCUGACCAGACACAUGAGAAUUCAUACAGGACAAAAGCCAUUUGUCUGUUCGGAGUGUGGUAAAGGAUUUGGAAGAAAAGGCAGCCUGACCAAACACAUGAGAAUUCAUACAAGACAGAAACCGUUUGACUGCGCCGAGUGUGCAGUGUUUCCUGUAGAACUUUUAUUAUCAGCGGGGGCGCAGCAGUCUGCACCCUUUGACCACUACAUUGAAAUGCUGUAAAAUGACAAUUCAAUGCAACAUAAACAUGAUGCCUCUUUGAAAAUGGAUGAAGCAUACUGAGCAUACAGAAAAUAUUCACAAUGCUGCAGUUUUUCCACAUUUUUUUAUGUUGCAGCCUUAUUCCA
Molecule: messenger RNA, 1493 nt
Organism: Thalassophryne amazonica
Lineage: Eukaryota; Metazoa; Chordata; Actinopteri; Batrachoidiformes; Batrachoididae
Product: zinc finger protein 37 homolog
Exons: 5
Coding region: 22-1368 (448 amino acids)
Biological process (GO): regulation of transcription by RNA polymerase II
Molecular function (GO): DNA-binding transcription factor activity; RNA polymerase II cis-regulatory region sequence-specific DNA binding
Source: RefSeq, a predicted model, not a curated record